Molecule: messenger RNA, 1643 nt
Organism: Asterias rubens (European starfish)
Lineage: Eukaryota; Metazoa; Echinodermata; Asteroidea; Forcipulatida; Asteriidae
Product: UDP-D-xylose:L-fucose alpha-1,3-D-xylosyltransferase 3-like
Exons: 3
Coding region: 432-1457 (341 amino acids)
Cellular component (GO): Golgi apparatus
Molecular function (GO): glycosyltransferase activity
Source: RefSeq, a predicted model, not a curated record
GUCUAUAUACAAACAUUGACACAUACCAGUUGGUUUCGCCCUUCUUCCUCCAUGGUUUAGCCAACUGUAGAAUGGGGGGCGCUAUUUGCAUCACUAUUAUUAUAGUGAUUACGUAAUGGCUUUCAUGGCGACGGUACACAUUCAUUCUAUUCAGCUAGCUGUACAAGGCCUUCAUGCUACUGAGUUGUAUUGCAUUAACAACAUACAGAGCAGCAGGGACCAAUAGUCGAACUGUCACUUGUAAGACAAUCUACUUCAUUCCUUGACGAGUAUUACAUGUUUAAAAAAAAUCAUCUUAUGGUGUCCAUUGAACACUUGCUGUGUCUUGUAGUUGGCUUCGUUUGUUGCUAGGGUCAUUUAAUUAUAUCACAGAUACAGUGUAUUGGGCUGUGCAUUCACGCAGCAACCGUACACGAAGACAACCAUUUUGAAUGCUUACCGAUCCAAAGGGAAAGGGAGAAACUGCAGAAUUUGAUGAUAGUAAGUAUACAAACGCAAAGAUCAUGCUGAUUUUCACCUGUCGGCGCUGGAAUGGAAGACAGCUCGCCAUCUUGGUUGUGGCGGCAAGUAUAGGAUUAGUGGCGUGGUCCGGCUGGAAACGCCACAAUGAGCAAAUGAACCGAAUGAAACGGUUGAAAGACUUCGACCCCACAUUAGUACGGUUUGUUGAGGCACCGAAGUUACCGGGCGUAGGAGCGACUCAGAGCCCCUGGCAGGAUGCCGUCUCAGACCCACGCCCAGUCGUCCUCGCAACCACGAACAAAGCCUUCUUGGACUUCACUGAAAACUGGUUGGAAAGCAUCAAGCGAGUGGGCACUAAGCCACGGAUUCUAGUCGUAGCCGAAGACGAAGAAACGCAGCGGUUUCUCUACGGGAGACCGGACGUCCACGUGGUGAUUUCAGAGGGUUUCAAAAUACCCGCUCACAAACUGGAGUGGGACUCACCUAUCUACAACGCUAUGGUGAACAAGCGGCCGGCUUACAUCUAUCAACUCCUAGAAAAAGGACACCAUGUGCUCUUUAGUGACGUUGACACUGUGUGGUUGAAGGAACCAUUCCAGUUUCUUGAUGGUGAGUUUGACAUAGCAGUAGAAGAAGACCAACACAAACCGUACAUCGCUUACUGCGCAGGGUUCGUCUACUUUAGGUGUACAGAAAAGACCAAAGAGUUCGUAAAGGAAUGGCUCCGCCGAUUGCACGAAUCACAGACUAGUAUCUCAGAUCAGGUGAUUAUGAAUAAAAUGCUGAUCGAAGAGAAGCUCCCAGGAUUAAGAAAGAAAGUGAUGUCAUCCCAGAUUUUCCCGAAUGGCAAACUUUACUUUGCUAAUUCUCAGUUUUAUGAGAACCACCACGAGAAAGCGGCUGUAGUGCAUAAUAAUUGGGUACAGAGCAAGGAGGUCAAACUGCAACGGUUCAAAGCAAACAAUUUGUGGUUCGUUGAAGACAGAGAAGGGUAAAGCAGUGACCUGUCAACUCUUACAUACUGCGAGGCCAUUUUGUUUGUUGUUGCAUUCCGAGUUUGUCCAAUCGCAAACUUGGGAAUUGCUACUAUAGGUGUUUACACAAAAUGUGAUCAAAACCAUAUCUUUAAAGGAUUUGGUUACUUUUUGUAACACAAAACACAAUGUCCACAGAUUUACAUU